Messenger RNA from Neospora caninum, 2778 nucleotides. RefSeq lists its product as hypothetical. NCBI's taxonomy places the organism in Eukaryota, Apicomplexa, Conoidasida, Eucoccidiorida, Sarcocystidae. Bases 1 to 2778 code for a protein of 925 amino acids. Gene Ontology annotation, cellular component: cytoplasm. Gene Ontology annotation, molecular function: pyridoxal phosphate binding; glycogen phosphorylase activity. Gene Ontology annotation, biological process: glycogen catabolic process. The record is from RefSeq and is a predicted model, not a curated record. The transcript is spliced from 8 exons.
AUGGCAAACGCGGCAGACGAGAACGUGUUUGCCAACGACUCGUCGUAUCACUGGGAAAUGCGCCGAAAGGCCUCAUUUUCCAAGCUGACCGGCGCAGUGCCCCGUGCCUUUCCCGGCAUGUACAACGAGGAAGAUCCGCACGCCGAUGUCAAGAAGGAGAAGCUUUGGAAGCUUAUGGAGACAUACAUAAGCUCUGAUAUUCACUCCAUCCAGCGAAGCGUCGUGAACCAUGUGGAAUACACUUGCGCCAGAACGCGCUUCAACUGCGAUCCAGAGUCGUGCUACCGUGCAGCAGCCUUCUCCGUUCGUGACCGCCUUAUCGAGACACUCAACGACACGAACGCUUACUUCCACGAAAAGGACUGCAAAAGGGCGUAUUAUUUGUCGCUUGAAUUCCUCCUCGGCCGCGCUUUUCAGAACGCUCUUGUUAACCUGGAUAUCGAGAACAACUACAAGAAGGCCUUGGCAGAACUGGGAUUCAACCUAGAGCAGCUGUACGAGUAUGAGCACGAUCCUGCGCUCGGAAAUGGAGGCCUUGGGCGAUUAGCAGCUUGCUUCCUCGAUUCUAUGGCGACUGUCAAUCUUCCGUGCUGGGGUUACGGCAUUCGCUACACGUACGGUAUUUUCGAGCAGAAGAUCGUCAACGGACGUCAGGUGGAACACCCAGAUUACUGGUUGACGAUGUCGAAUCCGUGGGAGAUUGAACGACCGGACUGCACAUAUGCAGUGCGCUUCUACGGUUCGGUGAAAGAGUAUCGCGACGCCCAGACUGGCAAGAUGCGCAGCAAGUGGGUCGACGGCGAGAUUGUUCAAGCGAUGGCGUUUGAUAACCCCAUUCCCGGCUUCGACACGUACAACACGAUCAACUUGCGUCUGUGGAAGGCCGCCCCGAGCAAGGAAUUCGACUUCCACCUCUUCAACGUCGGGCGCUACUUGGAGUCGGUUAGGGAGCGCCAACGCGCCGAAUCGAUUUCCGCGGUGCUCUACCCGAACGACAACACCAUGGAAGGCAAGGAGCUGCGCCUGAAGCAGCAGUACUUCUUCGUGUGCGCCACAGUGCAGGAUGUUCUGCGCCGCUUCAAGAAGGUCUCCAACAGGGACUGGAACGACCUCCCGUCGAAGGUGCAAAUGCAGCUCAACGACACGCACCCGACAAUCGCCAUUCCGGAACUGAUGCGUAUCCUGCUUGACGUUGAAGGUCUGGAGUGGGAACAAGCCUGGGACCUCACAAAAGAGAUUUUCAACUACACAAACCACACAGUCCUUCCUGAGGCCCUAGAAAAGUGGUCUGCAGAAUUGAUCGGCAAGCUUCUGCCCAGGCACCUUCUGAUCAUCAACGAGAUCAACUUCCGCUUCUUGAACGAAGUCCGAGGCGUUUUCGGCGACGACUGGAACAAAAUCAGUCGUAUGUCCAUCUAUGAAGAAGGAGAGGAGAAACGCAUCCGCAUGGCAAAUCUGGCGGUUGUCGGAAGCCGGCACGUCAACGGUGUGGCUGCAAUCCAUUCCGAGCUUGUGAAGAAAGAUCUCUUCCCUGAGUUCGUCGAAUUCUACUCCCGACAAGGCUUCAACAACAAGUUCCUCAACGUCACAAACGGUGUGACGCCCCGUCGAUGGAUCUACUGCGCGAACCGCGGGCUCGCAGAUCUCUUCAGCAACUGGCUCGGCUCGGACUCGUGGCUCAAAGAGCUCGACAUGGUUGCCGGCCUCCAGAACCACAUUGACGAUCCGCAGCUGCGCAAGGAGUGGCGCGCUGUCAAGCGACAGAACAAGAUGCGCCUGGCGGCCUGGGUGGAGCAGAGAUGCAACGUGAAGCUGGAUGUGGACAACAUGCUGUUCGACAUCCAGGUGAAACGCAUUCACGAGUACAAGCGUCAGCUCCUCAACUGUCUCUACGCCCUGCACCGCUACCUCACCAUUAAAAAGAUGUCGCCCCAGGAAAAGGCGAAUGUCGUUCCGCGAGCGACGAUGAUUGGAGGCAAAGCGGCGCCGGGAUAUUUCACAGCGAAGAACAUCAUCAAGUUGAUCAACAACAUCGCACAGGUCGUCAACAACGAUCCGGAUGUCAACCAGUACCUCAAGGUCGUCUUCCUUCCAAACUACAAUGUUUCGCAUGCGCAAGUGAUCAUCCCGGCCAGCGAUUUGUCUCAGCACAUCUCGACGGCAGGCACAGAAGCCUCUGGCACAUCCAACAUGAAGUUCGUUAUGAACGGAGGCUUGAUUUUGGGGACGCUUGAUGGUGCCAACAUCGAAAUUCGCGAGGAGUGCGGCGACGACACCAUGUUCAUUUUUGGUGCCAAGGAGCACGAAGUGGCUCAGAUUCGUGAACAGGCGAAGAACGGCAACUACCCCAUCGACGGACGACUCAGAGAGGUCUUCGAUUUCAUGCGCUCCGGGAAACUUGCUUGUGGGGAUGGGCAAGCUCAAAGCGACUUUGUGGCAAUCGUGGAUCAGCUCUGCAACAAUGGCUACGGUCACAACGGUGACUUUUAUCUCCUCAUCCACGACUUCCGUGACUACUGCCGGGCUCAGCAAGUCGUCGAUGAGACCUAUAAGGAUGUGGAGCAGUGGACCACUCUUUCCAUCAAAGCCGCGUCGUCAAUGGGGAAAUUUUCCACUGAUCGCUGCAUGCGUGAAUACGCUACCGAAGUCUGGAAUAUCGAGCCGUGUGAACGGCCCCCUCCGGAUGAGUUUCAGAGAAUGAGAUCCUUCGCGAAUGACACCCCUAAUAAAGUCUCAGGUACUGCCAGCUCUUCGAAGUCCCACAAAUCUAGAAGAUGA